CAAGAGGAACUUACAACGCAGCCCCGAAAAGCUACGCUGAAUCAUUGCAGUACUUCCUUGCAACAUAUGCCAGAUAAGAUCAACAUAAUGGCACUGUACCAAGAAUAAAAGUGCGUUCUUACACAGAUUAUGGAUUGCUGGAAAGGAGCCAUAUGCAGCAGUUGGAUUUAUCCCACGCUCAUCAUCUGUGUGAAUGGGUUUUUCUCCACAAUGAGACCUUCGGAGUCUUUUCUCACACCUUACUUAACUGGACCAGACAAAAACCUAACAGUUGAGCAGGUUACCAACCAGGUUUUCCCAGUUUGGACAUACUCCUACCUCGCGCUCCUUGUCCCCGUCUUCCUGAUUACUGACUACGUGCGCUACAAGCCCAUCCUCCUCCUCCAGGGCAUCAGCUUCAUUGUCACGUGGCUCCUGCUCCUCUUUGCACAGGGGCUGGUGGCCAUGCAGGUGAUGGAAUUCUCCUACGGGAUGGUGACAGCCACCGAGGUUGCCUACUACGCCUACAUCUACAGCGUCGUCAGCGCUGAUCGCUAUCAGAGAGUGACGAGCUAUUGCAGGAGUAUCACUCUCGUUGCAGCCACCCUUGCUGCUGUGCUGGGACAGCUCCUGGUUUCCUUAGCAGACGUAUCCUACUUUCACCUCAAUGCCAUUACUCUGGCUUCCGUGUCCCUGGCCUUUGUGUGCUCCUUUCUCCUCCCAAUGCCUCAAAAGAGCAUGUUCUUCCAUAGGAAAGGCCCCUCAGAAACCCUCCCACAACCAGACAAAGUUGUGGCUGGGCUCAGUUCCAACACGUCAUUGAGCUGCCAAGCGGACAAGGACUGCGCAGCUGCUGACACGGGAGCGACUCCAGCGCAGCAGGCGCAGCAGCCCGAGCCCCAGCACCACGUGCUGAGAGUACUGGUGCAGCUGGGCAAGGACCUGAAGGAUUGCUACAGCUCUAGGAAGCUGCUUUACUGGUCCCUGUGGUGGGCUUUGGCUACGGCAGGCUUUAACCAAGUUGUGAACUACAUCCAAGUGCUGUGGGACUUCCGAGCCCCAUCUCACAGCUCUGCAGUGUACAAUGGAGCUGUUGAAGCAGUGGCAACAUUUUUAGGUUCAGCAACAUCCAUGGCAGUUGGAUACGUCAAAGUGAACUGGGAUCUUUCUGGAGAACUGGCUUUGGGAAUUUUCUCUGCAAUGGAUGCUGGUUCUCUGUUUCUCAUGUUCUUUAUUGACAACAUCUGGGCAUGUUAUGCUGGUUACCUUGCAUUUAAGGCAUGCUACAUGCUCCUUAUAACAAUAGCAACGUUCCAGAUUGCUGUUAAUCUUAGCAUGGAGCGUUAUGCUUUGAUGUUUGGCUUCAACAACUUCAUUGCACUGGUGAUCCAGACAAUUUUAACCAUUGUUGUAGUGGAUCCAAACGGUCUGGGACUGGGUAUCAGCACGCAGUUUCUCAUUUACAGCAGCUACUUUGCGUUCAUAGCUGGAAUUUUCCUGAUCAGAAGCAUAUACACCAUUAUCUCCAUGAAAUGCACAAAUACCAGCAUGGCUGGUGAGCCCACUGGUCAUUAAGGAAUACUGCAGGAAGAUGAAAAGAAUGGCUGCAAGCAACACUUCAGAAGACUGCAUCAUCUAAACAAUUAACUAGGGGAAACUUAAAGCUCAACUAAACCUCUGCCUGUCACACAACCAACCAGACUUAUGAGCCUCCAACACAAAGAGCUUCUUAAACAGGAAGAUGCAUUUUCCUGGUUUCCUUCACCAGUAAGUUCUAAUACCAAACAGUCCUCAAUCCUCCGUUUCAACUCAAAUUCAAUGAUGCAGCCCUGAUGUAAAAACUUAUAUUUUUGUUUGAUGGAUUGCCUCCCCCUGCUCUGCCCUCGUGAGGCCCACCUGGUGUACUGCAGAGGCCCAGGGCCCCAGCACAAGAUGUGGAGCUGCUAGAACAGGCCCAGAGGACGACCAUGGAGAUGACCAGAGGGCUGGAGCACCUGUCCUACAAAUAAAGCUUGGGCUUGGAGAAGAGAAGGCUCCAGGGAGAUCUCAUUGUACUUUUUCAGUAGUUAAAUGGAACUUCAAAGCUGGAAGGGGACUGACUUUUUACAUGGUCUGAUAGCGAUAGGACAAUGGGAACAGCUUUCAACUAUUGAGAGAGCAGAGAUUUAGAUUACACGUUAGGAAUAAGUUAUUUACUCAGAAGACAGCAAGGCACUGUCAGAGAAGAGAUGGAUGCCCCAGUCCUGGAAGUGCUCAAGGCCGGGCUGGAUGGGGCUCUGGGCAGCCAGCACACAGUACAGGGUUGGACCUCCACGAUCUUUAAGGCUCCUUCCAACCUCAGCCAUCCUGUGAUUUUAUGAACACAAUAGGAGAAAAUUGCAUACAGAUGCCUGAAUCUCUCAGUGGCAGAGCUUAUAGAACAUCACCAGAGAACUUUCACUUUUACUGAAUAUUUUAAUUAAAUGCAGUUUACUCUCAUUUACAAGGCAUUCAAACAUUCCUGGGGAGCCUAAAGAAGCAAUUGUCUUACAGCAGCACACAGAUCUGUAAGACAGGUUGCCACAAACUUUCUGGACACUUGCACUUUUUCAACUGGAAGUUCUGACAUGAAUUUUUAAAGCAAGUUAAUACAAAUAAUAAUUAACCUUCCCUCACUCCACUUCAGCCCACAAAGAUGCUACGACUGCAUGUUCAACAGUGGAUUCAUACAUUCUCACAAAUGACCAAACACAUUCACUUCAGGUUCCAGACAGUGAAUCCCUUCUAUAUCUGAAGUUGUGUGACAUCAAGAAAAAUGCCAUUUUGUUCAGGAAAUGUUCCAGAUGCAGUGACAGCAGGACUGUGAAUCUGUUGAAGAUUUCUUGUACUCAUACCCUGGCUUUCCCUUUUAAAGGUCUGUCUUGAUAAAGAGAUCUUAGCUUAAACAGUCAGCAUACACCUUCAUUAUGUACAGCUAAUGGAGGUUUUCAGACAUACUUAUCUCUGGAAGCAAAAAAUCUCCUAAGCUAACUUUGUAUUUUUAAGCAAGCCAUUGGCAGAUACUUCAAUUCCUAUACAAGGCAGUCUUACUUAAAUAAAAACACUUAAAGGUUUAGAUACAAAGACAGCUUAUCAGUGACUUCUUUCAACUACAUUCAGUAAAGGGGCACUUUGGAGUCAUUUCUAUCAGAUAGCAGCAGUUUUCAUUAUGUUCCACUGCCACAAACUACCACAAAGUACAGAUUAGUUAAGAGCAAGAAGUAAUUGAUAUUUCCCCCUAUUCAGCUCACAAGGAAACCUUAACAAUUCAUUCCUCUAAAAACACUUUUUAAAAACAGCUCGAGCUUCCCUUUAUGACCCAGGAAGUUCUCCUUUCAGAGACAAGCACUUGUUCAAAGCUUAGUUACAUCCACUUAGAUGAACCAAUUUGGAUGAAGGAAGUACAGGAUUGUUUGAUUGAUUCAGUUCAUUUCUCAUCAGUAAGUAACUCUAAGCAUUCCACAAAUCCUUCUAAGUCCUUGCAGAUGCCCACUCUUUACUGCAUGUGUUAUUAUCCCAAUACAGAUGCCAACAAUAGAGAAGUCUAGUUACUAUGCUAAACAGCAGUGAAGCAUUGCUAGCACCAUGAAAACCCUCAACUGUUGGGAACUUGUUUAAUGAAUUCACCCAAAGAGAAUUAAUCCAUGCACCAUACUCCAUCCAUCAGCCCUUGUCAGAAGAAAAAGGAAGACUCCAAGUCUUUUAAUAUCAAACACAACAGGCCAGAAGAGACCUUUAAGCAAAGAAUACUACCUAUAAACUUCUUAUAUCCAUUGUCCUUUGGGAUCUCUAAAACUUAAAAGAAAUAAAAUAACAUGGAAAUUACCAUUCCCCACACAUAGGCAACACUAGUCAGAAGCACUGGCAUAUGAAGAGCAUUUCCACAGGCAGUGAUCAUGCCUGCCAGUUCCCCAAGGGACAAGCACAUCUCCACUCAAGCGGAUGACUACAAAAAGUUUCUUACCUUGAGGAAUUCUCCCAUUUAUUUCAAUCAACUCACACACUACUUUUCUCAAAAAAUCUCUAAUAAUUUGAUCUCAUUUAUUCCUGUUAUUCUGAAAGUUAGAACUUUAUUCUUAAGCUGGCCAGAAACCCUCCUUUAAGCUUGAGGUCUGGGUACUCACAGCAAGUGCACAGUAAUUGUUUAAUUUCAGUGUUACAUUUGAACAGAAGCCCAGUUAUCAGUGUUCAAAUUCCACCACUGAUUACUUUGAUGCACUUGCAUUCUUCUUGCAACUUCUCUACCAUAGAUUAGACAAACCAGACAUUUCUUCCUCUACAAAUGCUAUACUAAGAUGGCAGAAAACAUUCCAGAAAACUAAGAAAUCCAAUCAGUUAACUCAGUGUUCCACAGGAAGUCCUACUAAUACACACAAAUUUUAAUAAAAAGAGAACGACUCAAUCUGUGGUACCAAGGUCAUACGUACUGCUGCAGUCACAACUAAGUCAUGUUCAAAGACUCCACUAGCUGUCAGCAGUUAUGUCUUUCAGCAACUAACCAUUUUUCAAGUCACUACUCAUCUCAGUGCUCUCAGUGUCCUUCAUUACAUAGCUAUUAUCAGAGUUAUAUAAGAGUUCAUGUAAACUCAUUCCUGAUAGAUAAGCCACUUCACUUGAACAGCAGGCUUAAUCAUGAGGACAUAUUCAAGA
Molecule: messenger RNA, 4647 nt
Organism: Lagopus muta (rock ptarmigan)
Lineage: Eukaryota; Metazoa; Chordata; Aves; Galliformes; Phasianidae
Product: thiamine transporter 2-like
Exons: 6
Coding region: 130-1554 (474 amino acids)
Biological process (GO): transmembrane transport; vitamin transport
Cellular component (GO): plasma membrane
Molecular function (GO): thiamine transmembrane transporter activity
Source: RefSeq, a predicted model, not a curated record